Messenger RNA from Bemisia tabaci, 7401 nucleotides. RefSeq names its product neuronal calcium sensor 2. The record is from RefSeq and is a predicted model, not a curated record. Lineage: Eukaryota; Metazoa; Arthropoda; Insecta; Hemiptera; Aleyrodidae. Gene Ontology annotation, molecular function: calcium ion binding.
UCGACAGUCUGAGGUGACCCAGUCUCCCCGCCGGCCGGAUACUCGCGCUUGUCGUCGUCGCCCCGUCCGUGGCUCGCCAUCGAUUUUUCCCGGGCCCCCCGGUCCCCGGUCCGCGCCAGUGAUCUUUUGUGCGUUCCGUCGUGCGUUUUUCGGUGCAUUUCGGGCUCUGUGCAGUGCUCCCCGCGGCCUUUGGAUUGCGUCCGCCCCCGCCCCCGCCGCCCACUCACGCUCAGGUAUUGAUGUUCGUCCCUGUGUGACGGCCCGCUCGCCUCCAGCAAUGCUGCGUUGGAGCUAAAUUUGGUGGACUCGCAGCGCUUUGACCCAGGAUAAUCUCCAAGUGACAGUGACUUCGUCUGGAACGUGUGCUUGCCCAGUGAAAGAUAGAAAAUAGUACGGUAUGUGUUGCAGUAGUGCGUUCCUCCAGUUCCGAUCGUAUUUUCCGCCGGGGAACGAUUCAGUGCGGCAUACCAUCCACUAACGCCCUCGUACCCAGUGGCAACUCCAUUGUGUUCAACCUUAAUUAUUAGUUAUUCAGUGUAAAUAACGGAUUAUCUACUUCUCUUCUCCUUUCGACGGGUUCACCUACAAUCUUGAGAAAUGGGGUGCUUCGGAAGCAAAGACAAACUGUCAAAAGAAGACAUGGAUUUUUUAAAGUUGCACACACGAUACGACGAAGCAACGAUAAAAGAAUGGUACAAAGGAUUUAAGCAAGACUGUCCAAACGGGAGACUAACUCCUGCCAAAUUUGUCGAUAUGUAUAAGAUGUUCUUUCCCAGUGGUAACGCUGAAGAAUUUUGUGAUCACGUCUUCCGAACAUUCGAUAUGGACAAAAAUGGUUACAUCGAUUUUAAGGAAUUCCUGUUGGCUAUCGAUGUGACCUCAUCCGGGACUCCGGAAGAAAAAUUAAAAUGGGCGUUCAGAAUGUACGACGUCGACGGAAAUGGUGUCAUAGACAUUCACGAGAUGACGAAAAUCGUUCAGGCAAUCUACGACAUGCUUGGAGCAUGUUCAGCAAACCGACCUGCUGAUUCUGCGGAAGAACGGGCACGAAACAUUUUCGCAAAAAUGGAUGAAAACGGUGACGGCCAGUUGACACAAGAUGAAUUCCUCAAAGGCUGCUUGCAAGAUGAAGAACUAUCCAAGAUGCUUGCACCAUAAUCAAACCUACGACCAUGGGACUCAUUACCCAUGUUUUUCUUCAAUGUAUCAAACGUUACUUUAAGCAUCUCAAACAUUGGGAUAACUCAAAAGCAUGUUCGACCUAUACCUCCAAGAUGGCCGCUAAGACCGCCAUGUUAAGAAUUUUUUCCUCUAGAUGAAAUUGUUCUGGCAAAAUUGUAAGCUCAACAUCAUGCCACACGUAAUAGGUGUUGAUAAUGAAUGAGGUUUCAUUCAAUCAGAGUUACUUUUUUUAUUAGUUUUUCUUGUCAAGAUAAGACUGCAGACAUUACAUUCUAUCGCACAAGAAUCACUGCAGUCUUGUCUGGAUUCAUUCUUCACAGAAAGUUCGUAAAUGUUUUACUUUGGUUUGCACACGAAAUUAUUAAUGAUUUAUGCGACUGUGAGGACAGAGAAAACAGCCUUAAAGAGACUAAUGUCAUUUGAUUUCACCAAAGGCCUCAUUUCAGCUAAAUAGGGAUAGGUAUGGGAGAGGGUGGAAAAACGUUCUGGCAGAAAAUGAAAAAUUUGCCUGAAGGAGAGGAGCGGCUCCUAUAAAAAAUCAUCAUUAAUACCCUAAACUUGAUCAAAACUCUAUCAUUAUUGACUCCUAGAAUUGCAUUAAAGUUCUCUGGUGAAAGAAAAACAUUUUAAAGCGAGAAGAGGAACUAAAACAUCCUGUUGAAGAUGCGUUAUUUCAGCUUAGAGUGAUAGAGUUGAGGGACAGGAUGCUUAUCAAUAUGUUAAUUUUAUUUUCUUUUGACUGUAGUCAUUUGCCCCUCACCAUGGAAUUAGCUGUGGGCUAAGGUUUUUUGCAUCAUAAUUCGUUGACAUCAGUAUUGACACAUGAGUUCUGACGUUGUGCAAAAAGAAUGAUCUCUGCCUCAUUAUCGUGUCGCAACUCUUCAUAAGGGCGCGCAAUUUCAAACGUGCGCGCUGAAAAUUAAAAUACGCGCCGUUGUUGGCCUGCCUCCGAUGAUUGGUGACUGGUGAUAACGUAAACAUUGGCCCUAACCUCAACAUUUGUUUUGAUUUCGUCUAUCGACUGUCUCUGUCUAGGUGUUCGUCUCCUUUCUCUAAAUAAUAUUCAACGAUAAUUUUUCUUUUGCAAUCUCUGAAUCUACUUCAGACUUAAGCAUCAAGGAAAUUUCUGAUUUUUCAAAAUCAUUUAUCAAGUUCAUCCCAGGCGCUUUACUUUUGACUAUUGUUUGAUUCAAUGUGAGUACCUAUCUUUUUUCUUGAAAAUUAAGUUUUCGCUCGAAUUUCAUGUAAUUAACAUCGCACAGCCUUGGUGUAGGUCUGUACCCUAACAAACUUCUGAAAUUCAAAUUUAAAGGAAGUUAAGAGCCUCCCAGUUUCAUUUUGUGGUAUCGUUUUUGUACCUAGGUGGCGAAUCUUCACUAGACUCAUUCCAAAUUGUCCGUAAAGUUUGCAUCUUGGACCAUGCAAAUGUAUAUCAUCAUCUGAAGUAUUAUCUGUCUGGUUUUGAACUGGAACGCACGCCUAUUUUUAACCUUAUACUGGGUAUCUCGUAAAUGUUCAAAGUUACCAGAAUAUGCCCUGCGUUUUUGAGUAACUAUUACUUUUUGUGAUGAGGACAUUUGCAUGCACGGUCAUGAAUCUAGUAAAAAGCUCAUGAGCUAAAGGUUUUGCUUGCGCGCAAAUUUUCAUCGCAGGAUACCUAUUGAUGGUUGGUUGAAUUUUACUCAUACUUAGAGCUGGGGCGCUGUUUUGUUGAAUCAGUAACACUCAACAGAUUUAACAUGUGAAUUCAUAAAGCAACCUCAGUUAGUAUUCUUAGAUGCAAGAUUUAAAAUAUAUUUUAACAUAAUCUACGAGAGCUUCAAAAGUCCCUCUGAGUAAUGCUAAUUGAAGCGUAAUUUCUUCCUAUGUAUGUAAACAUCAAUCUCCCACUGGACUUCUGAGUGAAGUGCACUGAUUUUCAUGUUGGAGGAGUCAUAUUUACUUAAUAAAUAAAUUAUGAACAUUUCUGAUGAAUAACCAUCCACAAAUUUGAAAAGUAUGAAUAAUCCUCUUGCCCUAGUAAUCUAGUAGAUUUUCAUCACGUGUUUUAGAAACAUGAUUGUGCAAGAAGUAAGUCGACCAAAACCUAAGAAAAAAGGAGCUCAUCUAUUACUUAUAGCACUCCUUCAAGAUCAAUGGUUAUUUUAAAACUUUUAAGGCACCAUACCAAUUAUCAGGAUGUUAAAAUACUAAUCUAAACGAAACGUGUUCAAACUUAAAAUGUGGUGAGAAUAAAGUGAACUUCAUAAGUAGUAACCACAAGACAAACUGGUGUCAGUGAUUAGAGUGAGAUUAAGUACUUCUUGUUUUGUCGGUGGUUAUCAUUCACCUAUUUUUAAGUUUGAACUUCUUUUUUAAAAUAAUUAGUAGGUAUCUUCAAGCCCUAACAGUUGGAAAUGAACCUAGAAAGUUGAGGCUUCGUUAGUAAUCCACAAAGGAUGUCUCGAUGUGUCUUUUCCUUAGGCCUUUAUUAGCCUCAGUCAACCUAUCUCUCAAAUUAAAAAUGACUUGCAAACAACUAAACCAAAUGAUGUAAAUUUCCUUUGUGUUUAAAUUAAAUGAAUAUGUGAUCUCGAGUACCAGUAUUUACAAUCUUUGAAAGAGAGCCGGUUUGAAUUUAAAUUCAAAUUUUAAAUAAUCAGUUAUAUGCCUAUGUCAACAAUUCUUUACCCCGAAAUUGUCUAAAAGUAAGGUGUUUUAAGCAGCAAAAGGUUGUCUCUAAAGCAGAGCAUUGUUUGAACAUUUUUGAGUUACCCGCCUCCAAAAAAAUAUGUAUCCAUUAACCAAUUAUCAUUGAAAGGAGGGAGGUAUCGAUGCUUUUUGAGUUGAGCGAAAAUUACAGCUUAAGUAUUUCAAAAAACGAUAGCACAGCAUUUUACUCUCUUCAUUCUUCUGUUUUAUUUUUAUUUGAUUUUUUAAUUAAAAAACCUGUAUAUAUUUAUAGUCAUGUAUAUUUUUAAUGUGGCUGCACAAAAACUCUGCGCUGAUAUCCGUUUCUUUAUAGUUGCACUCACUAUUUUUAUACCUUUAAAUACUUCUACUAGAAUAAGAUCAUCUGUUCAUCACCCCUAUACUCUUCCUCGGUAUAGCUCCCCUCCGUUCGAGUUUUCAAUGUACCCGUACUUGUUGGAGCAUUAUUUUGUAUUAUCUGAUUUCUCCAAACAUGCCCUCCCCCUCUUUCAAUCAAGUUUUUUUUGUAGGUGUCACUCUCAUGAAUUAAAUCAUGCAUAAUUUUUCAUCUUAAAACGUUCAAGGUAGUGAGUGGAAAACCCUUGUGAGUAGUAAAAUGAUGUUCAAGAAAAUCACAUUCAAAAUUUUCAAUCGUUGUUGUCAGGCUACCUUUUAUCAAAAAUUAUCAGAUAUCUGCUCAAAAAUAAUGCCACAGUUUCAAUAUUUCGUGUCAUUGUACUUGCAUCAACACUAAAUAGGUAUGCAAAAUUCAGUUUUCUGGAGAGAAGACAGCAGUUUGCUUUUAUCAUUUUUCCAUCUACAUCUUUAUACAAGUUUCUGUGUAAAACCAUGCUACUACUGUUGUCAUAUUGGCCUGAGUCCAGUUAACGUUUGACGUCAGUUUCUUACUACCAGCGUUCCUUUGUCUAUGUGAGUCUCGAAAACUUUCAUUGCAGUUACGCCUUUUUCCUAAUCAUCAAAUCCUGCCAUCUGCACUGUGUUUAUAGUAGGAAAUUAUUUCAUCCCUUCCUUCAUCGUUUACAUGUUUUGUUUGUUAGUAUUUGAAAACUCUCUUGUUGCUCUAAGAUUGGGUGUAACUGUCGUUUUUCGCUUGUCCAGAUGAAAACAGUAACUCUCUUGACAUUAUUCUAAGUUCCUCGAUUGUAUCAGUAUGAAACGUUAAAUCUUCCGAUGCUCAAGAGGUUUUAAAUACGUACCUCUUUUUUUAAGAUUUCCGUGUCCAAAAAUCUAUCGCUUGAAAGUUGUUGUGGAGCCCUGGACUAUGCACUUAAAGAUUCAAGAUUUGUGUAGCGCAUGUGAAGACAACCAUGUUCUCUUGUAAAGUUUACGGGUUCCAGUUAUGACCAAAAACCGUUUAUCAUAGUUUUUCUUGCUCCCAAGUUGGGAAGAGAAUGUAUCAAUGCAUCGAAUCACUCUCCUGUUGUUGUAAAUAAAUUAUUUUGUACGCAAAUUUUUGUACAGGUGUCAAGUUUUUCUUGUCACCCUCAAAAUUCUUUUGCUGUAACACUACAUGCUUAUCUAUCUUUAACCACAAAAAAAAUGCACGACCUAUGAAACUUUUAAGUACUUAACGUACUACUUCUGUUGAGGUACUUUCAUUCACAUUUUUCUCAAGACUAAAGAAGAUCAGCUUUAAAUGUUUUCGUCCGAGCUAUCUCAUGUGUUCUUAGUUGUAUCAAAAUCAUUUUAUAACUAAAGCAAAAGAUAACUCUUCUUUGAAGAUUUUUUUUUCAAACAGUUCAUUUACCUUACAUAAUCAUUUAUUUCACCAGGAAAUGUACUAAAUCAUGUUCCAAAAUAUGCACUCUUGAAAUUGUGUGUUCUCUACCUAAUUUAAAAAUCAUUAAUAUUACCAAUACAUGAAUGUGUGAUGAAUUUUGUGUAAGUCUUAAGCUCUUGCACUUUUCUCAGAAUUUUUAAGGAUUUGAAAUAUUUGCAGUCCGUAGUCUUAAAAUGUGAGAGGCUACAAGGGAUUUUUUUUUUAAAAAAAAUCUUACACGAUUAUCACUUAAUCUCUUGAACAUAUCUGUUGAAUGACUGUGGUGAAUUCAAAGAUUUCUGCUGAUUCUUCCUCCCGAUUUUAUUCUCAACACUUGUUAUGGACAAGCAAAUAGCACCUGUACCUAAAAUAUUCCAGUCAUGGUCAAAACUUCAUGGAAAGAGGGGUGUUUCAUGGCACUUCAGUAUUCUAUUCAGUAAGUUUAGGAAAAUGAUCGGCACUUUAAAAUUGUCCAUUCUGCAAGAUAAUCUCGGAUUAUAUCAGUUCUUGUCAUUAAGAAUGGUGUCAUAUCUUGGUGUCCAGUUAAAUUUUUUUCCUUUCACGUACAUGCUUGAAAAUGCCAGUAAUUUUAAGCAUAGUCAUUAGCAUCACUUCUUGUCAAUCUUUCCAUGGAAAUUAUUCUCCUAUUUCUCAUCUCUCCUUUUUUGCCAGGAAUCUUCCCUGCAUAGCUCUGUUCUUAUCACUUCAUUAUCUCAUGUACAAUAAUCAUCUGUGCUGUAAAUAACAAUUAUGAUACUCUUAGAUGAUACAAUAUUUCUUAUCUUUCAAUUUUACCAAUUUUUACGUUAUCUUUUUCUAUUAAUUAAUAUAGGUAUCAUUUUGUUCACAUUCUCCGUAAGUCUUUUCGCUUUUUAGACUUAUUUGACACCAACAUUCUUAUCAAAAGUUACCUGUCAGUUGAAAACAUUUGUAGAAAGGGAUGUUUAGUAUUUUUCCUGCAAUACUUUCACGCGCAAGAUGCAAGCGCUAAAAACGAUUGUUUUUAAAAUUUUUAAGCUGAACCAGUGCUUUCAGCUUUUUACUUAUUAUUUAUCAAAGCACGCUCUUGACAUGACAGUUUUACCAAAGGUACAUAAAUGUUUACCCAACAGAUUUUAGACAUGAAAUUCAUGGAAUUUAUGCACAAAUGACUUUUUAAAAGAAAUUGAAACUACUUGUCAUGUAACAAAGAGGCAAGUGAUUGAGAAUUUACCAAACAUAAAGUAAUACAAUGUCAGUUUUCUUAAUUUGUCACAAUAAUUGACUCUCUGACUGCCAAACUUUCAUGUUUUAUCUUUCGAUCCAGCAUUUAUCUUUGCACAAUUAUUGACAUGAGUGUUUUUAUACACUAUUUAUCAACGCACAUCGGUUAGCUAUCAGGCUCAUUUGUUCAGAAUUGGCUGCCGUUCGUUCAGCACUCAAUCAACUGCCUGCUCCUAAACCCUGUAUUAUCCUGAAAUCUCCAGUCUCAUUUGUCUCUAAGAGAAAAUAACUUCAUGCAAGUACCAAACAGCCCUUUCUUUCUUUACUCUCUUAUUUACCAAUCUAUGAUCUGAUUUUAUUUUCUGAAAAUUACCUAAUAAAAUCUAGUUGCUAAUCGAAUGUUGUGAAUAAUAUUACGAUGUUACGUGAUUUUUCUUUCUCAAAUCUUCAGUCUUUGUCAAGUACUUGCUUUGGUUUACAAUUAUUUUUGUUUUUAAUGUUGCUAUACAUUUGUUGUCAAUUUUACCAAACUAUAAAUACAUAAAAAAUUUUGCCUCUUUUAUAAA